Cucurbita pepo subsp. pepo (vegetable marrow) is the source of this 2056-nucleotide messenger RNA. The record is from RefSeq and is a predicted model, not a curated record. NCBI's taxonomy places the organism in Eukaryota, Viridiplantae, Streptophyta, Magnoliopsida, Cucurbitales, Cucurbitaceae.
UCAACUUCAAUAAAUAGAAGAAUAAUCAGCAGUAGAAGGCGUCUACGCAUGCGCUGUUACGCAUAACGCCUGUUCAACACCGAAAGAGAACUGAAAAUUUGAAGGAAAACCAGAAGGACGACUCGGGAAGUUUUGCAAGCGGCAGAAACCUUAAAACCUUCUUACUCUUCUUUUACUUCAUUUCGGAAUCGGUAUAGAAAGUACGUCUUUGUUUCGAAUGUUUCUACUUUAAGGGGUCAAUUGCAUAUUAUACAUUCUGUUACAUUGUCUUGGGUGAAGUGAUGUAACCUAGAUGUGCAUUUGAUCGGUUGAACUUCGACUUAUGGGUGUUAUGUUUGAAAGCUUUUUAUCUGUUCAUCGCUAGGUUAUGAUGUUUUGGGUGUUGUAUUAGUUGAAUUUUGUAUGAUUUAUUGGUUGGUUAAUGGGCCAUUUUCAGAUGACGUUUGAAGUAGAAAUGCUGUGUUAUUAGACAAUUUUGCUACUAAUUUAAUAGGUUUUGAUGAAGAAAACUAUCAGUUUGGUACCUUGUUUUUCAGAUUAUUCUGAAGCCUUGGCCUAUAAUUUAUCAAGACAAGAUGGAAGCUGACGAACUAUAUCUUGAUCUCCUAGCACUGAGGCAACUGUACUUCUUUCUCUUAAAAUGCUGUUUGCGGGAUGCAAACUCAGAACUUGUGGUGGGUGCAAGGGCAAAGAUUUUAUUGAAGCAUUUGCUCGAUGAUGCCACUACUGGACUUCUCGAGUUUCACUCGAAGACUCUGCCAUUUUACAACUUUCUAUGCAAAGAUGAUAAACAGACUAAGCCACUGGACGAGAAAGUUGCUGAAUGGAUGGAACAUGAUCAAACUGCAAGAAGGAUGCAAAAUCCAGAGAAGAUUGAACACAAACCAGGAAGGGACAGAGCUUCACCGUCAAAUGUUGCCGCUAAUGACUUAUCAAGUGGCAUCAGUUCAGCACUAAGAAGAAUUGAACUCCACAUUCUAUCCCUGCAACGUUAUACAAGAAGCCACAUCAGCGAAACUAAAUUAGCUUACUAUGGGCAGUCUGUUCACAAAGGGAAUAAGUCAUUCAACCAGCAAAAAGUUAAGCCGAUGGUGGCAAACAAUUGUUCCAAGUUCGUGCAUGGAUUCAGAAUGCCUCUGACUCAAGUCAAGGACGAGGCCAUGAAACAGCAAGAACUUGUGAUUCCACCGACUCCGAUGGAUAAAUCAGGAUGUUCAGAAGGAUCCAAGGCAACUGCCAGGCGCGCUAUGAAACUGAAUCGAACUUGGAUACAAGAAAAGAGGAGCAAGAAUUCUCGUGGUCGUAUUGUAAUGAAGCCAACUUUGUGGCAUCAUCCCUCUAGAGAAGUAAGAAAGGAACAGACUCAUUACAGAACACAUCUGGCGGCUCAGCAAGAAUCAGAACUUACAAACUCAGAAUCAGCUUCUUGUUCUAGUCCGGCAACUCUACAAACCAGUGAAAGUGAAACCACUGAUGAUUCUUCUUCACCAGAUAACCAAUCCAGUCCACCGACAACUGGUUCAGAGGCAAGUAACCAGUACGAAAACAGCAGUAGCAACAUUUCAAGGAAAGCAUUCAAGUUCAGCCAUGGGAAGAAAGAGUCCAAGAGAGCAGAAGGACGGUUAAAGAGUUUAAGAAACAAACUGGGCCUUAUCUUCCACCACCACCAACACCACCAUCACCAUCACCAUAACGGUCAUAACUCCAUGUGGAAGCAAGUAAGAACGAUGUUCCAUCGUACAGAUAAGAAAGAGCUAACAAGUAAAGAAGAGAGUAAUGAGAAGCUAAGGAAAACAACAAUCAGAAGUGAGCCUCGCAAGAACCAAGUUCGUAGGUUUCAAGCACUUGCUAAAGGGCUUCGAAGCCAUGUAUGGAAAUCGAAAGCCAUGAAGAAGAAAGAGCAAAGAGGGCUAAACUGUGGGAAGAAGCUGCAUUGGUGGAAAAUGAUUCGACGCCGCCGUGGAGAGAAGUUCCACAAUAAAGGACGUGUGAAAAUAGGGUAUGUAAACAGAAAAUCACAUGUGAAGUUAAUUUAAUUUUUGUGGGACAUUUUUAA